Messenger RNA from Vigna unguiculata (cowpea), 1215 nucleotides. The record is from RefSeq and is a predicted model, not a curated record. NCBI's taxonomy places the organism in Eukaryota, Viridiplantae, Streptophyta, Magnoliopsida, Fabales, Fabaceae.
AUGUCUGUUGUCCAAAAACACACCCACUCCUUACAAGAACUCAACCCGAAGAAGGAAAGCUGGAAUAUCGUUGCAAGAGUGGUAAGGUUAUGGUUUAUUGAAGAUUACACAAAAGGAAAAUCUCCAUUUUCCAUGGAAAUUGUUCUUCAAGACAAAGAGGGUGUCCUAAUCCAUGCAUAUGUUAGACGCACAUUGAUAUACAAAUUUCAGACUAAAAUCAAAGAGGAUAAGGUUUACACCAUUCAAUCUUUUAGUGUUUCAUGUAAUGGUGGUUCUUAUAGAACUACAAAUCAUGCCUAUAAGAUCAACUUCCAAUUUGCAACUAAGGUCAAUAUGGUUGAAAGUACCUUAGUUCCGAAAACUAGAACUGCAUACACCCCUUUUUCAACCAUCAAAGCUGCUGGUUUUGACACAGAUUACUUAGUUAAUGUCAUUGGAAUGUUUACUGGUGUUGGAACAGAGAGAGAGCUAGAGAAAGGUGGUAAGAAGACCAAAAUGAAUGUCAUCCUUAUUGAAGCUUAUGGUUUGCGAUUGGAGUGUACUUUAUUUGGUCAAUAUGUUGAUUUGUUAAAAGCAUUUUUGGCCUCUGGAGAGGAUCAACAUGUUGUCAUUGCUUUACAUUAUUGCAAAGUGAAGACCUUACAAGAUAAAGUUUCUAUUCAAAACUAUAUGAACUAUACGAAGAUAAUUUUUAACUGUGAUGUUGAAGAUGCAACGAAGUUGAAAAAAAUGUAUAAACUUAAACUUAGUGUAAUUGAUGCUACGGAUUCUACAACUUUUGUUGUAUUUGAUCGUGAUGCAAGUGCAAUGUUGAAGAAAUCAUGCUAUGAUAUUCUUGACUUACAAGACAAGGAUCUCUACUCUGCAAAUGAAGAAGAAAGCAAAGUAAAUGACCUAACAAAUCAAAUCUCAUCUGAUUCCAUUGCAGAGGAUUUGCUUAUCAAAUUCACAGAAGAAUCAAAUGAUGUUGAGACUCUAAGUGAUCAUUUGAACACUAUAGUAUCAAGCCAUGUUUCUGCAAAGGAAUCGUUGAAUAAUAAAGUUGUAAUUGAUGUUGAAAUUGAUGAGUUAACCCGCAAAGAAUCAUCUCAUCUGGACAAUCUUCACUUGGCUACUCAACCACCUGUCCCAGCACUUAAAAGACAUAUUCGAUCUAUGGUUCAAGAAAAUAAGAAGAUUCCAGUGAAAAUGUUGAAUAUCAAGAUUGAAAAGUGA